Rubroshorea leprosula is the source of this 3311-nucleotide messenger RNA. Lineage: Eukaryota; Viridiplantae; Streptophyta; Magnoliopsida; Malvales; Dipterocarpaceae. The record is from the annotation of a GenBank genome assembly.
AAAGUGCAGCUGUAGUUGUAAUUAGUUGUAAGAUUCCUGGCUCCUUUUUGAAGAAAACACACAAUGCAAAGAUGAAGUGAACAUUUACAAUCUGUUUCCAACAACAUCCUAUGUUUUAGAUAACCUUAUCACCAUUUUUCUAGUAUUUUCUCUGGAUUUCACUCCUGCAGGUAGGCAAGUUGGGUAUCUUUCAAUCAUUUUCCGUUCCAUUGUCACCUGUGUGUUUGCUCUCUUGCCACCGUUUCUAUCAGAUCUGCAAAGUAAUUGCUACUAUUGAUUGGGGAAAAUCUUCUAAAGUAAAGGCUUCAGGUGGGUUUUUCUUUGCUGAACUCAAAUUCCCAGAUUGUUCAUUGAGGGUCUAUUGAAUUUCUGCUAGAAAAGGAAAUCAAUGCUGCUGAGAUAUCUUGAAAGUUUCUUGCUUUUUCUAUAGUUUGAUGUAUAGAAACUUCUGCUGCAUUUCUGGGAAAUUAAGUAGUUCACUUCAAAUCUUGGUUGAUUCUUCCUGUUGAACUAGGAAUUUGCGCCCCUGUUUGGUCUUUCUUCAAAACAACAUAGAAGAGGAAAAAAACUCUAGGUUUUGGGGCCAAGUGAUAAUGGAGAAGGUCCAUGGCAGUUUUGCCUUCAAUAUACUCUUCCUUGUUUUAUCUAUGUCUCUAAGAAGCGGAGACGCUCAGUCAAAGUCUUUUCUGAUAAAUUGUGGUUCAAAUUCUAGUGUCAAUGUGGGUGAUAGGAAAUGGGUUGGCGACUUGGCACCGAAUAACAAUCUCACCCUUAGUUCUUCUCCUGGUACCGCUGCCACCACUUCUACAUUGGAUAGUGAUUCAACCUAUGCGCCACUGUAUAAAUCUGCCCGAAUUUUCACUGAUGGAUUGAAUUACACAUUGGAGGGAAUCCAGGGAAGCUACUUUCUUAGACUCCAUUUCUGUCCCUUCCCUUUUGAGAAUCAUGAUGUUAAUGAUUCUUCUUUUGAUGUCAUGGUGAAUGGCCUAAAGCUUUUAUCGCAGUUGGAUGUUCCUGGUGAGAUUGAACACAAGAAUAUGUACCUCCAGAGUUCAGGAGGCAAUGACAGUUCAAUCUCUUUGAUCAAAGAGUACAUUUUACCAGUCAAUUCAGAUGUCCUUGUGCUUGAAUUCAUCCCAACACAAGGGUCAUUUGGUUUCAUUAAUGCCAUAGAGAUUGUCCCUGUGGUUGGGAAGCUUUUCAAUGAUUCUGUCAAUAAAGUGGGUGGAAACUCAGCAACUCUGAAUUUGAGCGGAAGAGGAAUUCAAACCAUGUAUAGACUGAAUGUUGGGGGUCCUGAGAUUGAUCCAAAUCAGGAUCCAGAUCUUUGGAGAAUGUGGGAGGUGGAUUCAGGCUAUAUGAUCACAGCAAAUGCCGGGGUUGAAAUAGGAAACAGUUCUAACAUCACCUAUGCAUCAACAAAUGAUACCCCAGUGGCUCCUCUUCUUGUGUAUGAAACAGCUAGAGCCAUGUCCAACACUCAAGUCUUGGAGAAACGGUUCAACAUGUCAUGGAAGUUUGAAGUGGAUCCGGAUUUUGAUUAUUUGAUCCGCUUGCAUUUCUGUGAGCUGGAGUUUGAUAAGGCAAACCAGAGGGUUUUCAGAAUUUAUAUAAACAAUCAGACCGCUGCAAAUAAUUUCGAUGUUUUUGUGCGGGCAGGUGGGAUGAAUAAGGCUUACCAUCAGGACUACAUGGACUCCACGUCUUCAAAAGUUGACACCCUUUGGAUUCAACUGGGUCCUGACACAGCAGCUAGUGCUUCAGGAACUGAUGCUCUCUUGAAUGGACUGGAGGUUUUCAAGCUAAGCCGAAAUGGAAAUCUUGCCCAUGUGGAAAGAUAUAGUGAUGAGGAUUCAGAUCAAAAUUCAAAAUCUUGGGUUACUUGGGUCAGCAUUGGUGCAGGCAUAGCAACCAUUGCUGUUCUUGCAGCUAUAUUUGGUCUUGUGUUUUGUUUCUACAAAAACAGGAGGAAAGGAAUAAGCGACAUGAAGAACAACACUCCUGGAUGGAGACCGUUAUUCCUUCAUGUUAAUAGCACUAAUAAUGCUAAGGGGUUGAUUGGAAUCCAUAAUCCAAAUGGACCUUUGACCUCCACUGGAGUUGGUAAGAGGUUUACUCUAGCAGAGAUUUGUGCAGCAACUAAGAACUUUGAUGAAAGUUUAGUGAUUGGUGUGGGAGGCUUUGGUAAAGUGUACAGAGGAGAGAUUGAAGAUGGGUGCCUUGCUGCAAUUAAGCGUUCUAAUCCCCAAUCUGAGCAAGGCCUGGCUGAGUUUCAAACAGAAAUUGAAAUGCUUUCGAAGCUCAGGCACCGGCAUUUGGUCUCCUUAAUUGGGUUCUGUGAAGAACAAAAUGAAAUGAUACUGGUUUAUGAAUACAUGGCAAAUGGCACUCUUAGAAGUCAUCUGUUUGGAAGUGGUCUUCCUCCUUUGACUUGGAAGCAGCGACUGGACAUAUGCAUUGGUGCUGCUCGGGGACUGCAUUACCUUCACACAGGAGCAGAAAGGGGAAUCAUCCACAGGGAUGUUAAAACAACCAACAUCUUGUUGGAUGAAAAUUUUGUCGCAAAGAUGUCUGAUUUUGGGCUGUCAAAAACUGGUCCUCCUCUAGAGCAUACUCAUGUUAGCACUGCAGUGAAGGGGAGCUUUGGAUAUCUGGAUCCUGAGUACUUCAGGAGGCAGCAGCUAACUGAGAAAUCCGAUGUCUACUCAUUUGGUGUGGUACUGUUUGAAGUUGUCUGUGCCCGGGCUGUUAUAAAUCCCAGCUUGCCAAAAGAUCAGAUCAAUCUUGCAGAAUGGGCAAUGAAGUGGCAGAGGCAGAGGUCACUUGAAACUAUUAUUGACCCACAUCUGAAAGGACACUACACUCCAGAGUCAUUGGAGAAGUUUGGAGAGAUUGCAGAAAAAUGUCUUGCUGAUGAAGGAAAGAACCGACCUACCAUGGGGGAAGUUUUAUGGCACCUGGAGUAUGUGUUGCAACUUCAGGAAGCAUGGGUUCGGAACAACUCUACAGAGAAUUCCUUUUCGUGCAGUCAGGCCUUGGGGGAUGUAGAGGAACUAGAAGUAGAAGCAGAAGCAGAAGCUAAGCAAGAAUCCACCAGCUUCAGUGGAAUGUCUAAAUUGGAGGGUAGCAAAUCAGAUACUGGAGCUGGGUCUCCCAGUCAGCUCACCUAGAUGAUCACCUGAGCACUAUGAUUAUUUCUAAAUUACAGUGUUUUAUAGAUUGAAAUUCUUUAUAUUUGCUCCAUUGAACCUGCACUUUCCUGUUGUAAGAUCCAUGUUAAUCUUAUAUAGUAGUAAAAUUCGUUCUUUUAU